Molecule: messenger RNA, 354 nt
Organism: Rodentolepis nana
Lineage: Eukaryota; Metazoa; Platyhelminthes; Cestoda; Cyclophyllidea; Hymenolepididae
Source: the annotation of a GenBank genome assembly
AUGCGGGAUAUCUCUUGCCUUGCCAACCUCCUCCUCCACCUCCUCCUCCUCCACUCGUCUUUCAUCUUCAACUUUACUCUCGCCGCGAACUGUGACGAGGAUUUAUUGGGAGAAAAUGAUUUACCAGACUCGGCUUUCACCGCGACAAGUAAUUCAGAAACUGUUGAGCAGCCUAUUGCUGGAAUUAGUCCUGGAGUGGAUCAUUCAGCAAAAACUGCCAGAGUUUGCCACGGUGGUCCCAGUCCUGGCCGUUUCCUAUCCCUCCCAUCUCUUGAUUACCUCCAAGUGUUCUACUUUGAGGACACUUGUGUUCAACUGCGGUGGCCAUACGGAGGGAAUUGGCAAUACCGUUGA